Molecule: messenger RNA, 5527 nt
Organism: Menidia menidia (Atlantic silverside)
Lineage: Eukaryota; Metazoa; Chordata; Actinopteri; Atheriniformes; Atherinopsidae
Source: the annotation of a GenBank genome assembly
UUUUCUCCGUUGCAUCAUGCAGCCCUUAAUGGGAAUUUAGAGCUCAUCUCUCUGCUGCUGGACUCGCAGGCAGCUGUUGACAUCAGAGACCAGAAAGGGAUGCGGCCGCUGCACUAUGCGGCCUGGCAGGGGAAGGCAGAGCCCAUGAAGAUGCUGUUGAAGUCCGGCUCGUCUGUCAACGGCCAGUCGGAUGAGGGACAGAUUCCUCUGCACCUUUCUGCACAGCAUGGCCACUACGAUGUGUCUGAGAUGCUGCUGCAGCACCAGUCCAACCCAUGUAUCGUGGACAACGCGGGGAAAACACCACUGGACCUGGCCUGUGAGUUUGGCCGAGUUGGGGUGGUCCAGCUGUUGCUGUCCAGUAAUAUGUGUGCUGCUUUGCUGGAGCCCAAAAAGGGAGAUACCACAGACCCUAAUGGGACAUCUCCACUCCACUUGGCUGCCAAGAAUGGACACAUAGACAUAAUCAGGCUGCUGAUCCAGGCCGGAAUCGACAUCAAUAGGCAAACCAAAGCAGGCACUGCCCUGCACGAAGCUGCCCUGUGUGGAAAGACAGAGGCAGUGAGACUCCUGCUGGAGAGUGGUAUCAACGCUGCUGUGAGGAACACAUACAGCCAGACUGCUCUCGACAUCGUCUACCAGUUCACCGCAACGCAAGCUAGCAGAGAGAUAAAACAACUGCUGAGGGAUGCAUCAGCAGCUCUGCAGGUUCGGGCUCUCAAGGAUUACUGCAACAACUAUGACCUGACCAGCCUCAACAUCAAAGCAGGAGAUGUGAUCACGGUUUUGGAGCAGCACCCUGAUGGACGCUGGAAGGGCUGUAUCCAUGACAACCGAACAGGAAACGAUCGAGUGGGCUACUUCCCAUCCACUCUGGUCGAGGUCAUCAGCAAGCGCACAGGUAUGGCCAGCACAGUCAUUUGCACUCAACAGUUUCAAAAGAUACCGCUGGUUGCCCCGGCGACGGUUGCCCCUACCAACGCGGUUGUCAACGGCAACGACACCACGUUCCAUCAGAUCCAUAUCCUGCCUCCACCGCCUCCUCCUCCACCACAUUCCCAUCAGCCACUGCUUCCACUUUUCACUUCCUUUGGCUAUAGCAGGUCGCCCGUGACAACUCCUCAGGGAGACACACCCACUGCCCCAGGUUGUCGAGGCUCAGAGGCAAGUCCUCACAGUUCUCCCACCCCGUCCAGUGGGCCCCAUGGAGGCUCCAACGAAGAGAUCUGGGUUCUGCGCAAACCCGUGGCAGGCGGGGAUCGCAGCAGUGUGGGGAGUUCUGGAAGUGUGACCAGCGUGAGGUCCUCAGGCAGCGGUCAGAGUGCUGGCAGCACCGCACACAUACUCCACGCACAGGCAGAGGGUGUCAAGCUUUUAGCCACGGUCCUGUCACAGUCCGCCAAAGCCAAGGAGCAUUUGCUGGACCAUUCCAAGUCUGUGGACCAACCUGCAGGCAAGACAGGGGUUCUUCAACCCUGUUACUGUGUUUUAAUGCGCUUUAUACGCUUAAAAAAUGUGGCGUGCGGCACUUCACAUUAUUGUGAAUCUGGCUCUACCAGCUCCUCUCGGACAUCCAGCCAAUCAGGCUGUCCACUCCACGAAGCGCCGCCUUAUGACGCCAUGGCAACCAGGAAGGGGGAGGGACCGGGCGAAGGAAAGAGCUCAGAGGCCGUUGUCCAAUGGCUGAGCGACUUUCAGCUGCAGGUCUACGCUUCAAACUUCCUGGGUGCUGGGUAUGACUUGCCCACCAUUAGCCGAAUGACCCCCGAGGAUCUGACAGCGAUUGGAAUUACUAAACCAGGCCAUAGAAAGAAGAUGACAUCAGAGAUUAACAAGCUAAGUGUCACGGAGUGGCUGCCGGACCACAAACCCAGCAACCUGGGCGAGUGGUUGUCUGCCAUCGGCCUCAGCCAGUACCACCAGGUGUUGGUGCAGAAUGGUUACGAAAACAUUGACUUCAUCACUGACAUCACCUGGGAAGACCUGCAAGAAAUAGGCAUCACAAAACUAGGUCACCAAAAGAAGCUGAUGUUGGCGGUCAAACGCCUAGCCGAAAUGCAACGUGGCACAGACGGAUUGGGCUCCCUCAGAAAAAAGCCCCCACCGAUCACACAGCAGCAAGAGGUCAUGUCGAUGGACAGCCCGCCCCCAGACGAGGUGAUGUCCCCGAAGAUGAGUACCUUCCAGGACAGCGAGUUGAGCACCGAGCUACAAAGUGCCAUGACCCAGCCGGGUCAGGAGGUUAAAGUCCAGCGAACACGCACACUCAGCAAAGACCACGACGAGGCUCUCCCAGGAGGAGGAGGAGGAGGAGGUGGCGGGCCCCCCAAGAAGGAGGCGCGGACUAUGAGGCAGCAGAGCAGCCAAGGAAGCAGCUCCUCCCACCGGGGGAGCGUGUCCUCACAGGGCAAACACCGUCACUCCCAUUCCCACUCCCAGCCUGCGCCUCCGUACACCCCGCCGCACACCCCCACCAAGACCAGGACUUCCUCUUCCUCCUCCACGUCGUCUGCUCAGAGCUCGGCUUCCCCGCAGACCAAGCCCAAACCGCCUCCCCAGUUAGCUCAAGGGGAGCAACCUCCGGCGCCGCGUUCGCACCCGCCUCAGUCGCCCAUUCACCGGGCGGCCACUGGUCAGCUCCCACCGCAGCAGCAGCAGCAGCAGCAGCAGCCUCAGCCUCCUGUCCAGCUGCAACAGCACAACCCCCAGACACAGGAAGUGGAAGUCCGAUCUGGCCAGCAGCAGCCACAGGUGCCGCUCCUAUGUCUGCCCCCCGAGGUGUCCGAGGCGGAGGGGGCCGAGCCCUCGGCCCUCCAGCAGAAACGCGCGCACAGCCUCAACCGGUACGCCGUCUCGGACGGGGAGUGCGACGAGAGGGAGGGGGGGCGAGGCGGGGGAGAGAGAGACGCGGCCAAAGCCGGGGGCCAGGCCCCGGCGGCCGCCAGAGGGGACGGGGGGAAGUACGCCACGGUGACGCCCCGCGUCAGCCGCAGCCACUCCGUCCGCAACCAGGACAAGGCGGCCAACCGGGGCCAGGCCCAGGCCUUCGCCCUGCGCCAGAAGAAGAAGGGCCCGCCCCCGCCGCCACCCAAGCGCUCCAGCUCGGCCAUCUCCAGCUCCAACUCCAACCUGACCGAGGCCAACGCGGCGCCGCAGACGCACGCAGCCACCACCACCACCGGGGGGAUGCUGGACGUGCCUUACCACGGACAGCGGCGGGCCAGCGACCUGGGGAUGUCUGUGGAGACAGUUGCCGUGGAGACGAGCAGCGUGGGAAGCGUGGGGAAAACACGUGAGGCCAUCGGCCUGGACGGCGAGGUGGUGAACCGGCGGCGGACCAUCAGCGGGCCCGUUUCCGAACUGGUGGCCGCCGCCAGGUGGGAGCAGCCCGCUCCGGUGGCCGUGACCCAACCCCCGACGCCCUCCGAACCCUCCCCUCCCCCGGUAAAUUCCCCCUCACCCCAGCCCCCGUCCUCCCCUCACCCCAGCUCGGGAGGCAGCGGCAGCUCAUCAGAGAACCUUCCAUUUGCGGAGGAAGGAAGCCUUACCAUUCGUCGUCAGGGUCGAGGAGAAGGAGAAGGACAGGGUGACGGCCAGGGUCCCCCGGGAGACGGCGGCGACCCCCAGGACGAGGCGCCGGAGGCCACCGCCACCCUGAAGCGACGUCCCCGCGGCAACAAGCCCCACCCCAACGGCUCCGACUUCACCCUCCAGGAGUCGUCCACGGUCAAACGCCGCCCCAAGAGUCGCGACAAGGAGCCCGACGGCUACUCGGAGAUGGCCGCCGCCAACGGAGAUCCCGCGGGCGCCGGGCACCCCAACACCACGCAGCCGGUGCCCUACCAGAACGGUACGGCCACCGUGAAACGCCGGCCGGUGUCCGAUGCCGGAGUGACGGAGCAACCGCAACCUCAACCUCAACCUCAGCCCCAACCCCAACCCCAACCCCAACAUCAGCCGCAACCCCCCCCGACGGCGGCGCCCCGCAGGGACAGCCUGGACCACGGAGGUCCGGCCACCAACGAAGCGGGGCCCGCGAGAAAACCGAAGCCCCCGGUGUCCCCAAAGCCUGUGGUGGCGCAGAUCAAGAGGCAGGCAGGGCCUCAGACCCCCACGCACGCCGUUUCCAAUAAGAGAGUUCCCCUGCCGGGCCCCGGGACACCCGGAAGUCCAGUUGAAGGAAAGAAGAUUCCCCCACCGGUCUCGCCCAAACCGGCGCCCCCGCCCACGGCGCCCAAACCAGCCAAACUCAUCCACUCCAUGACCAGCCCCUCCUCCUCCACCAUAAUCCCCCCCCCCGCCCCGCGCCAGCCCCACGCCAAGUCCACCAGCCCCGCGUCCCAGAGCCCCCACACGCCGCUGACCCCCACCACGCCGCAGACCCCGCUGACCCCGGCCACCCCCAGCCCCACCCUUCCGCCCGUCAAGCCGCCGCGCUCCUCCAUCGGGGGGGUGUCGGUGGACAGCGGGAUUACGGGGGGGGGCUUCACGCCGCCGCCCGCCGCCACCCCGGACUUUGGCGUGGAUUCCUUGGUGCAUCAGAAGCUGGAGGAGACGAGCGCGUCGCUGGCCGCCGCUCUCCAGGCCGUGGAGGACAAGAUCCUACGGCACGAAGACUCCGUGGUGGAGCAGAAGACCACGGUCAGCAUCCUGGACGACAUCGGCAGCAUGUUCGACGACCUGGCCGACCAGCUGGACGCCAUGCUGGAGUAAAGCCCGGGCGUCUCCACGGCGACAGCCGCAUCAGGAGAGGGGGGGACUCCCACGGCGCCAGACGCCAGAAAACGCUCCGAUCUCUCGCUCCUCCUCUCUCUGCCGUGCUCGCGCCCUCUUAGCCGCCAUCCAUCCGUCCGUCCGUUUGCUAACCCCCGAAACGUCCCAUUUUCCUCUCGUUUCCUGUCGCUCCACGCUAGGACGCUGAUGGAAUGGCGCCAGACAGACGCGUGGCAGAGAGAAAAGAUAAACACCGCAAGACGAGGCUGAGGGGGGGAAAAAAAAAAGGACCAAAUUACUCAAAGGGAGAGUAUAUAGGGACAGUAGCACUGAAGAAGGUGAGAUGAAGAAACACACCCAAGCGGAGGAUACUGUCUCAGAAGAACUCCACGUGGACUCUUUAAGCGAACAAAUACUAAUACCGAUUAAAAAAACCGACUGUGUAAUGACUCAUAGUAUGGUAUGUGUACAUUCUCAGCAUGGAGAGUUUAUAUCUACUGAAAAAGUCCUGCAUUAGCACAGUAAUAUAUGAUAUACUGAUAAAUAUAAAUCUCUAGCUCUUUGGUUUAAUGUCUUGGUUCUGUGUGGAAUGGUGACCUCUGGUGUUGUGACCAUGUAAAAUGACUUGGUGGAAACAUUUUUUUUUAUUUUUUUUUUAUUCGUGACCAAAACGAGACUAUUCUGCUCCCCAAGGGGGGUGAUCGUCGUCGGAGGCGGGAUGACGGAUGUGGUGUGUAUGUGGAGUUUCAGGACACACACACACACACACACACACACACACACACACACAGGAGAAGCACAAUGACCCCAUGCA